AUGGCAGCCCUCCGCAUCGCCCUUGCCAUGGUGACCGUGGCUCGGUUGCAAUCGGCCCAGGAGUGGGCGAUCGGCGCCUAUGGGCCCGCCACGUCGCAGAGCCAAUCUUACAUUGCAGUCGUAGCGAGCUUUGACCUCGAUCUGCGCAAGAAUUUCGAGACUGCGCUGCAAGCACGCUUUGGGCCUCCCAUCAUCCCCAUUCCGAAUCUGCACCCCAACAUCUCCAACGUCAGGGUUCGCAUGGGAACCAGCCACUCGCAGCCAGACGUCGGUGUCGAAACCGCUUUGGACUUCAUGUUUGGUUCGGAUGGAGAGACUCCCGUCUCGGCGCUCGUGGGAGGUGUAUUCUCAUCUAUCGCGAUUCCGGUUGCCAGUGUUUCUGCGGUGCGGAAGGUACCCCAGAUCGCCUGGGCUGCAUCGUCGCCCGCUCUCUCAAACAAAGACUCCUAUCCUUACUUUCUGCGGACGGCUCCACCGGAUUCAAUCCAGAGCAGAGCUUUCUGGAACUGGAUCGUAGCAUUUGAGGUCCCUUCCGCGACGUGCCUCUACGCGAGCGAACCCUAUGGGCGGGGGCUCUUCUUGGCCAUGGAAGAGCUAGCAAAGCUCGCCGGUCAAGAGGGCCGCGUCAAAGGCGUGUCCGUUCGCUACAUGCCCAACAACUUUGUGCUAGCUGAGGCCAGGGAAGCCCUGACUUUGGUGAGGAACCUGGGAAGUCGCUUCCUUUUCACUGCAAUGAACAGCCAGAUGUUCACCAGCUUCGCCCCCGUCCUGCGGUCUGAGGGGAUGCUUGGCCCAGGGUGGCAGCUGCUUGGCUCGGAAUCUGCGAUGGCCUUCGGCACGGAGUUCUUCGACUCAGAGCUGCCGGUGGGCUUCAUGCGCUGGAACCCCGUGGAUAGAGGUCCGAAAUUUCCAGAUUAUGCUGCGUUCUGGCAGAAGAUGGACUUGAAUGAUGUCGACAGCCCGGCUGCGAGAGGAAGAUAUGGGACUGACAACUAUAAGGUGCCCUUCUUGGUUCCUCCCAUGACGCAGGAGGAGUUCUCGAACGCGAACAUCCCAGUUUUCGGCACCUUCUUGUUUGAUGCUCUGUAUACCAUCGUCCUGGCGGCCAACACCCUCCUGAAUCAGGGAAUUCCCCUUGCCGAUAUCAAGGGCGCAACCCUGUUGGAUGAGUUGAGGCAGACUACUUUCAUGGGAGUCACAGGCGACAUCGAGUUUGACGCAAACGGUGAUCGUCUGGCAUCAUACGAGCUUUUGGUCAGCGAGCCGGUGUCGGAGGGCCUGGCGUCUCCAACGCGCCAGGUGGUCGGUGCGAUUUUCAGUGCGAGCACCGGGCAGCUCACGAUGGUGGGCCAAGAUCUUUACUGGAUGGACGGGAAGCGUGACACGAUGCCCCCGCCGGAGCUGACCUACUGCGAUCCCGGCUUCUUCAAGGAGGAGGAGUCCAACCAGUGCAAGGCCUGCCCCCGAGGUUUCUUCUGUUUGGGUGGAACCCAGCCAUACUUGCAGUGCCCUCGCGGGAGCUUCGCAAACGAGACGGGCAUGGUGAACUGCACAAGAUGCCCCUUGGGGCAUUUUGCUGGUGAAGUCGGCUCUUCCUCGUGUUCCCCGUGCCAAGCAGGCUUCUAUGCCAAUGCGGUCGGCUUGGAAGCAUGCCUGAGGUGCGAGAAGGGAACCUACGUCUCCGAGGUUGGAGCCCACCGCUGCACCAGCUGCGGAAUGAUGCAGGUGACGGACGAGAGCGGUGCGCAGACGGCCAGCGACUGUAAAUGCGCAGAAGGCACCUUCAUGUGUAGUGGCAUGGGCUGUUUGGCCUGCCCAGACGGGCUCUUCUGCGACUCCGGCCUCGGACCGCCGACUCAACUGCCAGGAUUUUGGACCGCGCUUCAAGGGCCGGGCCAGUGCAGCUUCAAGGUACUCCGCUGCCGAGGUGCGCAGCAGUGUCCCAGGAAUCCUCUUGGCGCAUGUGCGGAUGGCAGAGAAGGUAUGGCAUGCAACAACUGCAAGGAGGGCCACUAUCCCCUGGAGGAGGGGAGUUGCAAACCUUGCGGUGCGGGAGAUGCCCUCCCUGCAAUGCUUUGCGCUAUCGUGGUUGCGCUGGUCGUCAUGGUUUUGUUCUCUUGUGUUAAUGCAGACAUGAACCAGCAGUCGCUGAAUGUCAUCACUGUUGCCACGGUCGGCAGCCAGAUGGUGACGGCCAUCCAGGCCCUUGGCUCUAUCCGGCAACUGUCGAUUAACUGGGUGGAGCCGGUGCGCCGCCUCAUCGACUUAACCGGAGUGUUGACCUUCGACUUUGAUAUGAUCCGUAUCUCUUGUCUUGUUGGUCAGGACAGCCCCACCUUGAAGUUCCUUUGCCAACUUCUUGUCUGUCCUAUGGGCUCUUGCUUGCUCUUGGCCGCUUGGGUCAUGGCACGCCUCCGCGGGCGUAGAGUAACCUUGGAUUCGCUCUUCAACAUGAAUGGAAUCAUCAUUUUCGCGUUCUUCAUCACCCUGGGUUUGGCCGUGUUGGGCCCCUUUCAGUGCGUCCAAAACCCAGAUGGGAGCUCUUCCAUGGCGGCGAAUCCAGGGAUCAUCUGUUACAGCUCGGCGGAGCACUGGGUGUUGAUCCUUCUCUCCAUUACGGGUAUCAUCUGCUACCCGAUCGCGAUAUUGGUGUGGGCUACCUACACAACCGUCAUGUAUCCGAUCCGAAUUGCCUCUGGCAAAGGCCUCCAGCUCGUGAAUCGCUAUCGCUUCCUUUUCCAGCGGUUCAGGCCCGAAUGCUACUACUAUGGCCUGCUGUUGCUGUUCCGCAAUGCCUUCAUCGCCUUGUUCCCGGUCGCCUUUGUGGCAACACCCGAGAUUCAGGUGCUGCUCAUGGGCGCCCUCUUCGUCCUUGGUUCGCUUCUUCAGGUCCGAACUUGGCCCUGGCGUACGGAGGCGGCCAAUUUUGCAGAUGCGAUCAUGACCGGCUUCUUGCUGGUGGUGCUCCUCGGGGCAGCUCCCCUGUUGGAGAUUGACAAGGAGCAGUCGACUGAGGUGCUCGGUUGGUUGCUGCUCUUCGCUGUGCUAGGCCCGUUACUGGCGGGCCUUGCUGCUGUGUGUUUCGCGGUGUUUCGCCAUUUCAGCCCACGGACGAUGUUUGGCGUCUUCCUCUGCCACCACAAGGGAGGUGCCGGCAGCCUCUGCCGUCUUCUGAAGAUGCUGAUUGCCAGGAACAGCCCCGUAAAUGUUUUCCUUGACUCAGAUCAGCUGGAGGAGUUGGAUCUCAUUUUUCAUACCGUGCGUUCCAUGACAAAGAGUGUGGUCGCGGUUAAGACUCCCGAGUUGCUCAAGCGCAUGUGGUGUGCUGGGGAGCUCGUGACUGCCCACAAGAACAAAGUCACGACCGUUCCUUUAAUCUGUGAUGGCUUCAUGUCAAUCACGGACGAAGAUUUGGAGUUGAUUCCGGAGGUUUGGACAGCUCAGCAGAAGCAAAUCCUGGCUAACUAUGGCAUCACCAUGGAUGACGUGAAGAAGGCCUACGUCUGGCUCCGUGACGAUGUGGCGGCGCUGCAUCUCAGCCGCUUUGGCUCCUCUGAGAAGCGGGAGGAAGUGGUCAUAGAGAUGCUGAAGCGGUGCAACGUGUCCAUGAAUGUUUUUGGAGCCGCCGGCAGCUCGAGCCCAUCACACACGAAGGCGCGGAUUCUCAUUACGGGCUCCGUUACCGAUGCGGAGGCUCUCGCGACCUGCGAAGUUUUUCAGAUUCUGGUGCAGACGCAUCUUCGUACAGAAUGUGUUCUGGUUCGGUCGGAGAAAGAAAUGAUCGCCUAUAAGCCCUGGGCAUACUACUUCGUCGUCCUCUUCUCCAGGGGAAUGCUCCGGGAUCCUCGCUUUGCCCAGAUCCUUUUGCAGACUGGCGCCGGGACGGAGGCAGAGGAGGAGGAGGAGGAGCCCAGUGCAAGGCACCUCGAGAUUGUGACCGUGUCGGCGGACGCGGGAUUCGAGUUCCCCGGUGCCGAGUUCUACAAGGAGCUGGAGGUGAAUGGUUUGGGUUGGGACGGCCUUGGGCCCGAAAUCGGGCCCCGGCUCUCCAAGGCCUAUCGGUCGCUUCUCAACGUCCUGGCCCUGCCUCUGUCUCCCAUGGGCUCCGAGGGCCUGCUGGAGAGGCAGACAUCGGAGAUCUCCCGGCGAUUCCGCCGCUACAAAGACCACGAUGCGGGACAGGCCUUAGAUGAGGCAGACGAUGAGCAGAUCAAUGGAGAAGGGGUCAGUUCCCGUCUCUCGACGAAGCUGGCGGCGGAGGCGGAAGAGGCGCUAAGUGCCCUCGCCUUCGAGAGCGAGAGCUCGCGAAUGCCGUCGAAGGAGGUGGCGAAGACGCCGCGAUCAAGUGUGUCCAGCGAGGACGCCGGGAUCAUGAGAUCCCAUGAUGGAGUCGUGGUCUCCCAGGUGUUGUGA
Symbiodinium sp. CCMP2592 is the source of this 4413-nucleotide messenger RNA. Lineage: Eukaryota; Dinophyceae; Suessiales; Symbiodiniaceae. The record is from the annotation of a GenBank genome assembly.